AUGGUGAUGGAUGAUGAAGGAAACAAGGGGAAACUCGAGGGCUUUGGAAAUUUGGCAGAAAAAUCUCAAAAUGCAAAAGAUGCAAGGACUAGCCAAAAACCACCACUAACAUCGAAGAAAUCAAAACAAAACGAACCUAACGUCGAAGCAAUCGAAUCUGAUGACAAAGACCUAUCUCCAGACACUUCCAAACCCACCAAACAAAGAAAGAAGAAACAGUUGAAGCUUCAAGAUGCUCAUGUCCAUCCAAAGGCAAAAACAAAUAAGGCGAAGAAACCUCCUGCCCCAAGAGUACUUGGGGCUGAACCUGGGCCAAAGUCGAAGAAAACUCCAGAACAAAUGGAAAGCGAUAACUUCAGUCUUGGGGAUAAAGGCCCUAAGGCUGCUGCAGGAAGUUCCAAACAUCCCCCAAUCAAACCUAUUAUCGCCACGAUCCUCCCUGAAAGCAGUGGAGCUCCCACAUAUCAUCCCACAACUCCUCUUGACUCCAAUAAAGGGUCUAUGGAUGAAGUAAAUAAUCCUGCUAUAGAAAUGCAGGAAGAUUCGCCACCCAAAACCGUCGCUCAGCACUCCAAUACUAGUGGUUCCGAACAUGGGGAUGAACAUGAUGAAGAUGCCCAUGUGGAAAAGGAUGUAGAAAUGCAAUAUGUUGGGGAAAUUCUUGAAGACGAAUUAGAAGAUGAUUCCCCCAAAACUAGCCAAGGUAUGGGUGAUCCUGAUGACGAAGAAGAAGGGGAUCAAUCCAUGUGUAACUUCGACGUAGAACCCAUAGAGGACAAGGAUGAGGAACGAGACGAUGAUGCUAAUAAGGAAAGGAAUUUACAAGAGGAUCGCUUCAACAAAAUUCAAAGCAAAUCAAAAACCCAAAUAGCAGAAUGGGAAGCAUCCACUGAAUCCAUUGCAAAAAGUGUGGAGUUGGAGAAGGCUUACGAGAAAAAUAAGAAGGAGGUCGAAGCUUGUGAUAAAAACAUUGAAGCUUGGGAACAACAAAUCAAAGAGUUGCAAACCAAGAUCGUCAAGGCUAAGGAGCGCAAAGAGAAACUCCUGAAACUGGAUGGAGAUACGAUGGCGAAGGAAGUUCAAAUUGACAUGCAUCAUGUGGAAAGGUCCCAAAAGCUGGGAGAAGAAAUUGACAUUCUUACUUGUCACAAAUCUGGAUGGGAACGACGCUUACAACUUCAGAAGUCGAAGUACCAGAAGAUGAAAGAAUCUCUCCCAUUUUGA
Messenger RNA from Lathyrus oleraceus (garden pea), 1224 nucleotides. RefSeq lists its product as uncharacterized. The record is from RefSeq and is a predicted model, not a curated record. Bases 1 to 1224 code for a protein of 407 amino acids. Lineage: Eukaryota; Viridiplantae; Streptophyta; Magnoliopsida; Fabales; Fabaceae. The transcript is spliced from 4 exons.